This is a messenger RNA of Anneissia japonica, 1779 nucleotides long. Its product is annotated as tyrosine-protein kinase receptor Tie-2-like. The record is from RefSeq and is a predicted model, not a curated record. The transcript is spliced from 10 exons. Lineage: Eukaryota; Metazoa; Echinodermata; Crinoidea; Comatulida; Comatulidae. Bases 1 to 1779 code for a protein of 592 amino acids. Gene Ontology annotation, molecular function: scavenger receptor activity.
AUGAGAAACGUGUUGUACCUGAAGAGAUACGUUGGACAAGAAAACCACAUAAAUAGUUUGGAGAAAGAUUUUGAAAAUUCUAUUAUUAACUCGCAACCAAUGGAGUUCAUUGAUGAGAUGAGAGGAGCAGAGUGUGUACCAGGGGAUCACAUGAACAAACUUAGCGAGCAGCUUAUUCAUGGUUGUGCUGCCAAUCCAUACUUAACCGUUUUUAAUGUUCAGUCGGCUUUUAACAAUAUUGGCCAGCUCCAGUGCUACCCAACAAAUAGUAGCACAAUAAUAUCCAUGGGAAAGUUAUUUAAAAUAUCUAAUACUGACUCGCUUGCUGAACCACCUCUAAAAGAUAAGGGUGCUUAUCCUUAUGCUAAGGACAUGUAUAUACCCUAUGAUGGAAACUUCUUUGGAGUAUAUUACUGCAAAGGUGUACUAAAUGGUGAGACAACCAUUGUAAAAACUACAGUUGUGAAUCUAGAGGGCGCUUCAGAUUCUGAUGUUACACCAACAAACGAAAAAACAAGUAUCACUGCUUCUGUUGGAGAAUCUGUUACUGUAUCAUUCGAUGUGAGAGCGUCCAGUAACCACAUUUGGAGGAAGAAUGGUGAACUGCUGGAUAACUAUGAGAAACUUUAUGAUCAUUCAAGCUUAAAUUUUACUAGUGUAAAAGUUGAUGAUGGUGGCAUGUAUGAACUUUAUAUAGAUGGACAAAGGGAUGAAUACAAUCAUUCAUUUAUUGAACUGAUUGUGAAAGAAUGUCCUACUGGCCACUGGGGUGCACCUGGAUGUACAGGUAUUUGUAAUAAUUGUUAUAAUGGUGGCGUAUGCGAGGACAAGAAAGGUAACUGUAUUUGUGCACCAGGAUUUAAAGGAGAAAGCUGUGAAGAUACUUGUGGUGGUAAUCAAUUCGGACUUAAUUGUGAAUAUAGAUGUACACGUAGUUAUGGUUACGAAGAUCGAUGCAGAGGCAAUCAUUAUUGCCUGCCUAAUCCAUAUGGAUGCAACUGUAUAACAGGUUUUACUGGUCUUGAUUGUUUAACAGAUUGUGACUCUGGAAAGUUUGGUGCGGGCUGUAGUCAGGAAUGCCACUGUACGUCAGGAUCUUGUAACCAGUAUACUGGAGAGUGUGCGUCAGGUACUUGUGCAACUGGAUGGUCUGGAAGUAACUGUCAAGUUCCAAGCACUUGUCCCGUUGGCUAUUUCAGCACAUCUUGUACAUCAAUUUGCCAUUGCCAUGAUAAUUUUCAAUGUGAUAAGAAUACUGGUGUAUGUAGUAAUGGACUGUGUGCAAUAGGAUACCAUACAUAUGACAAUUUAUUUUGUGAAGCCUGCCAAUCCGGAAGCUAUGGUUACUAUUGUGCUUUUAAUUGUAAUUGUGAUUCCGCCUCAUGUCAUCAAGAAACUGGAUGUAAUGGCGGUUGCCUAAAUAAUUGGUUGUUAAACUCCUGCACUACAGGAAUCACUGCAUCUUCUAACACAAGGGUUAAUCCAGGUCAGAUGUCCACAUUCCAAUGUGACAUUGAAGGUGAUGUGACUAACGUUACAAUUCAGUUUCUUCAAGUAAAUAAUAACCAACUUGCUACAGAAACUGGACGCACAGAAUCAAAUGGAGUUACCAGAGUUACAUUUACAAGUGAAGCAAAUGUUGCAGUUCCAUAUGUCUGCAGACUUGCUACGGAUUCUUAUACAGCAUAUGCAGAGCAUUCACUUAAUAUCUUUGACGAUCUUCAUCAUCUGCGCUUUGGAGCCACUUACCUCAAGACAACAGUCUUACAGCCACAGUGA